Cooperia oncophora is the source of this 1152-nucleotide messenger RNA. The record is from the annotation of a GenBank genome assembly. NCBI's taxonomy places the organism in Eukaryota, Metazoa, Nematoda, Chromadorea, Rhabditida, Trichostrongylidae.
AUGCCAAAUACAGAUACUGGCAGGCUACCUAUCCACAUCUGCUAUGUACUACUCGACAGAAAGGCCGACAAUCCACUCAUAACUCAUUCCAGGAUCUGUCCCCAUCCAAUACACAAAGCGACAAGUCCAACGGGAAAGAGGCCAAUUUUCUAUUUUCACAUUAAAGCGACGAUGUUCAGUCCUUCUGGAAGUUUCGCUACUGCUCACAACUUAUCGCUUCCAUUUACCAUCGCUACCCGCAGGAAUCAGGACUGUCAAGUGCAGCGAAUGAUGUCAUCCUAUACGGCCACAAUCUUCUGGUUGUAUGGUUGCAAUCACCAGGAAGGACUGCUUUUGCAAUGGGUCGACACAGGAAUGCACUGGGAGCAGUUCAAGCAUCUGUACAAGCAGCAUUUCAAGGUGAACGCCGGUGUACAGAGAGGUUUGAUUGACGGCGAUUUCGAGCUGCUCAAGUACAAGCUCCAAUGUCCGGACUGUCAGUGCACUGAGGACGGCGCCACCGUGAACGGAGUUCAGCAAAUCGUCACGUUCAAAAACGUGCUUUGUCCUCAUUUGCGAUACGAGUGUGGAAGCACGAAUGUUCGAUUUUCGGUGUGGCGAGGAAUGCUUGAGCUGCUGCAGAUCUUCCAUGACACUCGGAACAAUGUGCGAAAACUAUGGGAAAUGGGUUUACUGCUUGGAUUCCUUGAAUUUGACGAAGGUGACAAACUUCUGGAACAACACAAAUCGGCCUUAAUAAUGCGACUUUCAUUUGUGACUGGAGGAACAAUUUGUUUCACCGUCAAAUCAACGGCGCAUACGUUGGAUCACCGAGCAACUCGUCCGAUUCACCUCGAGCCGCUCGAUUUGAAGAAGUUGCAAACGAAAUGCCUAAAAGACUAUUUGAGGGACAUUGCUGAUGCUGAAAAGGUGAAAUACAUAUUGAAUGCAUCGCAUCAAGUAGUUCGAAUCACCGAGGUACUAGCGCAAUUGGGUGAAGGGGAAGUAGGCAGUGGAGCGGAAGGAAGUCGUGACAUCUCCAGCAACGUCACCCAUAGCGGGGACAUUGCCGCUAUGCAGCAUAUAAGGUUUACGGCAAUGCGAAUCGCUGUGGUCACAUGCAAAGUGAAGCCACCGUCGGCAGACCAGCUCGAAGUGGACGUAGAGAGGUAA